AUGAGUUCCACAUAUUUGAUUCCAUACUUAUUUAUACUUGCGAUAUAUCUGUUCACCGCUUCAAAGAUUGGAAAGAAUGAGAGCCUAGAGGGAGUUCGCGCAUAUCCAAUUUGCAAUUUAAAUAAAACAACAAAAGUGAGAAAAGAAAUGCCAGUAGAAUUAAAAGACUUUGGAUGUUGUUCCAAGAACCAAUAUGACUAUGAUGACAUUCACUAUCCAGUACCAUUCAAUCAAUUGGUGUCCCAAAUUUCAACCCAUUAUGAGAAUUAUGGCAUUGCAAACUCUUCACUUCCCUACCUUCUUACCGGAGAUAUUCCAGAAUACCAUUUUCAGACCUCCGCAGUCCUAAUGAUCACAGGAGCCUCGGACAAUCAUGGAUAUGGCUCAUUUAAUUGCCUAUAUUCUAUGGUAUUAGCGGAUCCUUAUGCCUCUUACCUCUACAUUGAUUUAGGCUUGGCGCCUGAAUUACGAGAAAAACUAUUCGCACACUUCGAAACAAUUCAUCAAAUCCAGGUCAAAAUGAAAUCUACAGGUUUCCUGGCUUAUCGUAGAUUUAAUUGGAGUUCGUUUCCUGAGUGGAUGAAUUUAUUCAAAAACAAGGAUCAACGUGGAGGAUACUCUUGGAAAGUGAUUUCCUAUAUGGACGCAGCCUUUUCCUGGAAGGCAAUCACAUUCUGGAUAGACGGAGGAAGUCUGAUUCGAGAUGGAAUAAGUAGAGAGUUAACAAAUGUCCGUCUCGAGGGUAUUUACAGUCCUGCAUCUGGAGGUGGGGCAGCAGAACGAUGGACACAUAACGGAACCGUUGAAUUUCUAUUGUCAAACCGCUUUAUUGAUUCAUUCGACCCCAAUGGAAGAAUGGGAUGUGGAGGACAUUUAAUAACAGAUUGGCUGAAUAAAACAGUGGUUAACAGAGUGAUGAUUCCCUAUCAGCAAUGUGCUUACACCCAGAAGUGUAUUUCCCCAAGAGGCUCCAACAUGAGGAAUCAUAGGCAAGAUCAGGCUGUUCUUUCAGCACUAAUACACAACAUUGGUGUGAUAAAGUCGCUUAAUCCAGAAUAUCAAGCCCUACCUGCUUUACGUCAAGAAAGAGGAAACCAGGAAAAAGCAUGCAGAUUAAUACUCAACAACUACCUGAAAAGUCUACAAAACACUUAUCAGAUCAAAAUUACGAAUCGAUACUAUGACACAACUCAUAUCAAAUACACUCCCAUGUACUAUAAAUACGUCUCAAGACCAGUCGAUGAGGAUUGGAAACCAUUGAACUAA
Messenger RNA from Blastocystis hominis, 1266 nucleotides. RefSeq lists its product as hypothetical. Lineage: Eukaryota; Bigyra; Opalinata; Blastocystidae. Bases 1 to 1266 code for a protein of 421 amino acids. The transcript has 2 exons. The record is from RefSeq and is a predicted model, not a curated record.